AUGUUCCGAGCCCGUCGAUACCGAGGCCUGCUGGCGUUCGCUGCCAUUUUUGUCUUGGCCGUCAUUCAUUUUACUUCCUCUCGAGAAACUUCAACCGUCUCUCUUGACAUUCCUCCGCCGCACGUGGACCAACCCGACCCGGUCUCGCCGAUUCCGCCCGCCGAUAAACAACAGGAACCCGCUGGUUCCUCACCACCCCCGUCGCAAGAGGUUCUCCCCGAUUCUCCUGCCUCUCAGAAGUCCACAGACUCGAAUGCCUCCGAAUCCGAUUCCAAAUCCGAUGCUUCCUCCCACGAUCAGUCUUCGGGCGAGGGCUCGCCUCAAGCCCCCGAACGCCCGCAGCCGUCCAGCGAUGCGCAUAAACUCAAAGGCGGGCCUCUUCUCUUCCCGGGUUCCCAAGGCCAGGAUGCUCUGAAGGUAGAGCCCGCAGCAAACCCGAGACCUCACUGGCAAAGAGUCCCCGAGAAUUUCCCCAUCGCGCCUGAAGAUAUGAUCAAGCUGCCGGCCGGCAGGUCCAAGACGCUUCCGACCCUACAGGCGAAAUUCCGGGACGAGACCUCUGCCGAAAAGAUGAAACGUAUAGAUAGGCUAUCAACUAUCCGAUCCGCCUUUGAACAUGCGUGGAGUGGGUACAAGGCAUCGGCAAUGGGCCACGACGAACUCAAACCCCUGCGGGGUGGGUUCCGUGACACGUUCAAUGGCUGGGGAGCGACGCUGGUUGAUACAUUGGACACGCUCUGGAUCAUGGACCUGAAGGAGGAAUUCUCGAUUGCCGUCGAUCAGGUGAAGAAGAUUGAUUUCACCACCACCAAAUCCGACGACAUCCCGAUCUUCGAGGUGGCUAUUCGGUACAUGGGCGGCUUGCUCGGCGCAUACGAUAUCUCCGAACAUAAAUACGAGGUCCUUCUUGAGAAGGCCAUCGAGCUGGGAGAGAUCUUGAUUGGCGCUUUUGAUACGCCUAACCGGAUGCCAAUCCUCUAUUACAACUGGGCGCCAGACUACGCAGCUCAACCGCACCACGCCGAUGCGAAGGCAGUUCUUGCCGAACUGGGCUCUCUCUCCGUGGAACUGACCCGUCUAGCUCAACUGACGAAGGACAACAAGUACUACGAUGCCAUUGCGCGCAUUACGAACGAACUUGAGCAGUACCAGAGUAAGACAAGCUUGCCCGGCCUAUGGCCUCUCCACGUCGAUGCCUCCGGAUGCAGAAAGGCCAACAACCCGCCCCAUCCUGCCAAUAGGCGCGUGGAUGUUCCAACUCCCGUUCAAAAGCCGGAUUUGGGUCCGACGGACGCUGAGAGCUAUAAGAACCUUUUCGAGGAGCAUGAAAAGCAUGACAAGCUCCAGGCGAGAGGGCUCCCCGAUAACGCAGAACCCGCCGUUUAUAAUAACCCCGUGAAAGAAUCGAGCCCUAAGCCGAAUGGAAAGGCCAAGCCGGUGGCUGUAACGGAAUGCACCGAGGGUAUCACAAGCCCAACGUCCGCUAUCGAUAAAUAUGGACUCGGCGGUCAAGCUGACUCGACGUACGAAUAUCUUCCUAAGGAGUAUAUGCUUCUGGGUGGCCUCAAUGAGCAAUAUCGUACCAUGUACGAGAACGCCAUGAACGCAGCUCGCGAGCACAUUAUCUACCAGCCGAUGAUCAAGGACGUUCGCAACAUCCGGUUCACGGCUACCGUUGGCAUUCCUAAGCCCGGACUGGCGGGUAAGGUUUCCCAUUCCUAUGAAGCAACCCAUUUGGCUUGUUUCAUGGGUGGCAUGGUCGGCAUUGGGGCCAAGCUAUUUGGGAUUGAGGGCGACAUGGACCUCGCCGCCAAACUUACCGACGGCUGCGUGUGGGCGUACGAGUCUACCAAGACUGGCAUUAUGCCCGAGCACUUCCUUGUGGUUCCCUGCACGAACGACGGGCCAUGUGUGUGGAACGAGACUGCGUACUGGUCAACAUUGGAUCCGUACGCCGAAAAGCGGGCGAAUGCUGCGUUAGCUGCAGCGAGCAAAAAACAGGAAUUCGCCCGUGACAGCCAGGAUUUAACUCCUGACAGCGAAACGUCUGCAUCUGCGUCGGCAUCUGCUACAUCAGUCGCCGGCUCUUCCAGGUAUCACGGCAAACGAUCUCCCGAACGAGGCAAUUGGCAUGUCAUUGCAUCACCUACGUCUGCACCUAAACUCAAGUCGGCCGAUGCCGAUCUAGCAGACCGGGACACCAAGAAGAUGAGCAUGGCUUCCCAUGAAGAAUUCGUCAGCGCCCGGAUUGAGAACGAGCGCCUGUUCCCAGGCGCUGUCAGUAUUCCCCGUCGCGAGUACCUUCUCCGACCGGAGGCGAUCGAGUCUGUCUUUGUCAUGUAUCGUCUCACGGGCAAUAACUACUGGCGUGAGAAGGGCUGGAAGAUGUUCCAGGCAGUUGCCAAAUACACUCGCACGGAACUGGCCCAUAGUGCCAUCAACGAUGUCACGGUGGAAGGCCCGCGGACGCAAGAUCGCAUGCAAUCCUUCUGGCUUGCCGAAACACUCAAGUACUUUUACUUGCUCUUCAGCGACCCCAGUGUGGUCAGCCUUGAUGAAUAUGUAUUAAACAGCGAAGCUCACCCGUUGAAGCGACCUGAAUACUAG
Molecule: messenger RNA, 2607 nt
Organism: Aspergillus melleus
Lineage: Eukaryota; Fungi; Ascomycota; Eurotiomycetes; Eurotiales; Aspergillaceae
Product: class I alpha-mannosidase 1A
Exons: 3
Coding region: 1-2607 (868 amino acids)
Biological process (GO): N-glycan processing; carbohydrate metabolic process
Cellular component (GO): endoplasmic reticulum; Golgi membrane
Molecular function (GO): mannosyl-oligosaccharide 1,2-alpha-mannosidase activity; calcium ion binding
Source: RefSeq, a predicted model, not a curated record